GCUGAGUGGCAGUAAGAGCUGCAGCCUGUGUUCAAAUUAGAAAAAUAUUUAUGUGCUCACUCCUACUCACUCUGCGAUCUCUGUGAACUUUGAUUUUCUUUGCACCACUCAUUUUUAACUGAAGGUUCUGAAUCAGAAACAACACAGUACAGCUGAGGUUCCUUUUUUUCCAUGUCUGACUGAUUGUGGGGGUGUGGUGAAUGAACACAACAAAAUAAAAUACAACCAACAGAAGAGCGUAAAAUUACAUCUCACUGGAGAAAAUACAACUCACAAAAGCCCAAUCAGAUGAGGCUUUGAAUUUGUUCCUCUUAAACGAGAGGGUCUAAAAACAUGACAAUCCGAACAGUCGUGUCCAGUUUCCUAUGUAAUUAUUUUUGACGCAGAAAAAAUAGCAAUGAAAUGAUAGAAAAUGAAAUCAGGUUUUUUUAUUUUGGAUGUUUUCAGGAGUGUACAUCAGGAAAAUUCUUGUGGGGCUUCAUCAUACAAACAGGACAAGGAAAAAGAGGAUCAUACCCGGACCACGAGCCAUAGUUUGACCAUAUCCGGUCUAGGGUUUCUAAGCUGAAAAUAGUAAAGUCUCAUAUGAUGCCAGAGAUAUACAGUAGUUUCCAGGAGGGGGAUCAGUAUCAGUCUAAUACUGGUCAAAAUAUCAGUAUUGAACAUCAGAAAAAAAACAACCAUAGCCCGUCCAAUCCAACACCUGAGCCCGUAUGUUCAACUUGUGCGAUGCAGAUGAAGUUGUUUUCUUUUUUACAGCCAGCUGACCACACAUCAUACUGGGAAGGUACAAUGUCAUUUUUAAAUUUCUAUUCAUUAUUAUUUUGUACUUGUGUGUUUGUAGGGCCAGCUAUUAUAGGAAAGGCGGCCGUGCCAUGCUGCCGGUGAAAUGGAUGCCACCUGAAGCCUUCAUGGAGGGAAUCUUCACAUCUAAAACAGACACGUGGUCAUUUGGUGUUCUGCUCUGGGAGAUCUUCUCACUGGGCUACAUGCCGUAUCCAAGCCGCAGUAACCAGGAAGUGUUGGAGUUUGUGACUAAUGGUGGUAGAAUGGACCCCCCUAAGAACUGCCCUGGGCCAGUGUACCGUAUAAUGACUCAGAGUUGGCAACACCAGCCUGACGACCGGCCCAACUUUUCAACCAUCCUGGAGAGAAUUGAUUACUGUUUACAGGAUCCAGAUGUGGUUACCACGCCUCUGCCUGUUGAGUAUGGCCCCAUGCCCGAGGAGGAAGAGGGCGCACCAAAGCACCCUGAUGACUCAGCUCCAAAUGUACUGGUAAACACCCAAAUGCCUGAUGGCGAUGCUCCACAGCCGCCCCCCUCCUGCCCUACGGAGGACAAACAACAACUUAGGGACCGCCCUGUUGUGGUGAGCACAGCAUCAGAGGCCAAAGCACAGACAGCAGCCCAGCCACACCCUCUGCUCCACCAGCACCAACAGCCCCACACACAGACUGCCAUGUCCAUGACCACCACCAACAUGGUCACCUCCACCGCCGGCUCCACACUUACAGCCAAGGGACCACAUAUCACAACACACAGCGCAGAGGGGGGGCACAUUAACCCAGCAUUCACCCAGGGUCACCCACCUGAAAUAGAGGGCCACAGUGGGAAGAGCACCAGCCUCCUAAAUCCAACAUAUGGCUCUUGGUUCCUGCAGCAGCAGCAGCAGCAGCAGCAGAGGAAGCAACAGCAGCAGCAGCAGAGGCAGGCAGGUGUGGGGGCAUCAGGAGGGAGCAGUGGGCGGUUGCCUGGUGAAGGGCAGGAGCACAUGGGCCGUACUGUGGCUGAGAUGGCAGGCACACUGGGGCUUCAGCACCAGCACAAGCAGUUCCAGCACCAACUCCAGAUGCUGCACCAUCAGCAGCAGCAGCAGCAGCAGCAGCAGCAGGGUCUGUGCCGGCCUUUGUUACCACCUCCCCCCAUGCUGCCCCACCAGCAGCAGCAGCAGCAGCAGCAGCAGCAGGGUCUGUGCAGGCCUUUGUUACCACCUCCACCCCCUCCUGCCACCCAGUCCCCUCUGCUUCUAGAUUCCGCCGCCCUUCCUCCAGUUCCUCUGUACAGACUGAGAAGAUUCCCAUGUGGAAACAUCGGCUACGGCUACCAGGAGCAAGGCGUGCCAGUGGAAGUUGCCCACACCAGCCCCACAUCUCUGCCCCUGCCCGUUUUCCAACAGGCCACCACUCAGUCCUCUUCAGCAGCUGACCAAAGAGGCAGGUCUGUCCCCACGUCAGUGUCCUUGGUGCGAUCAGGCCUCUCCGAGGACGGCCGCUCACUUCUGGGAACCAUGGGAACGGUGCAGGACCCCAGACUGCCUAGGAUGGAGGGCCACAACGCCACAGUGCUUUAG
Messenger RNA from Cynoglossus semilaevis (tongue sole), 2351 nucleotides. RefSeq names its product ALK tyrosine kinase receptor-like. The record is from RefSeq and is a predicted model, not a curated record. Gene Ontology annotation, cellular component: plasma membrane; signaling receptor complex. Gene Ontology annotation, molecular function: transmembrane receptor protein tyrosine kinase activity; ATP binding. The transcript is spliced from 5 exons. Bases 876 to 2351 code for a protein of 491 amino acids. Gene Ontology annotation, biological process: positive regulation of kinase activity; regulation of neuron differentiation; cell surface receptor protein tyrosine kinase signaling pathway. NCBI's taxonomy places the organism in Eukaryota, Metazoa, Chordata, Actinopteri, Pleuronectiformes, Cynoglossidae.